Messenger RNA from Perkinsus marinus ATCC 50983, 855 nucleotides. RefSeq names its product Deoxyribonuclease tatD, putative. NCBI's taxonomy places the organism in Eukaryota, Perkinsozoa, Perkinsida, Perkinsidae. The transcript has 7 exons. Bases 1 to 855 code for a protein of 284 amino acids. Gene Ontology annotation, molecular function: hydrolase activity, acting on ester bonds. The record is from RefSeq and is a predicted model, not a curated record.
AUGGGUUUUUUUGUGUUGUCAUUCAGAUUCUGGGAUGCCCACUGCCACUUAGACUGGAUUAUGCUCAAGUCUCGUAUGGGGAGGGCUAUAAACCAUAACAGAAUAGCCGUCAGGAUGGACCUACAACUGCCCAAGUUGGAAGCCUUCGCUGUUGAUAACUUUGGAGAGAGCUUUGGAGGCUGUGUUAUUGCAGGCUUUGGACUGUCAACAGUGCAUUCUACUAUCGAGAUAUUGGAGUACUCUGAUACGUCCAAUUUUCUGAGGGAUAAAGUCUUUGGCGCUUUCGGCUGCCAUCCGCAUUGUUGCGAGGAGUAUAGUGAGGAGUUUGAACAUGCUAUUGUGGAUGCAACAGGGCAUCGUCGAGCAGUGGCUCUAGGAGAGUGUGGCCUUGAUUACUUUGGAGGAGGUGGUAAUGUUGAUAGGAAUCUCCAGAAGAAGGUCUUCGCCCGGCAGCUCUGUCUGCAGCCUGUGAAGGAUGGUAUCCCGGUCGUACUGCAUCUUCGCUGUGCGGAGAAAGAUUCUUUCGAGAUCAUGAAGAAGCACCUCCCGAGAGAGCACCCCAUACACGUUCAUUGCUUCUCGGAUUCGCCAAGAUUUCUGCGAGCCAUCGCGACGGACUUCCCCAACGCUUACUUCGGUUACGCUGGGGUAGUGUCAUUCGUUAACAACCGUGAUUUGCAGGAAAGUGUGCGAAUAACUCCACUUGAUCGUCUGGUGUUGGAGACAGACGGGCCGUAUUUGGCCCCUGAGCCCUUCAGAGGUAGCAAGAGGGAAGAUUUCGAAAUGCUCAAGUCUCGUCGGGCAGCUAUAAUUUCUCAUCACGAGAAUAGAGCCUUGGACAUUCGCCUUUGGUGA